Mycena citricolor is the source of this 1356-nucleotide messenger RNA. NCBI's taxonomy places the organism in Eukaryota, Fungi, Basidiomycota, Agaricomycetes, Agaricales, Mycenaceae. The record is from the annotation of a GenBank genome assembly.
GCCCACUUUCUCUUCUUGGUCCCCUACCGAGCAUGGAUGAUCUCGAUGAUGAUAUCCCGACUCUCAUCGACCACACUACAUACGCCGUUGAAACGCAUCACUCAGAAACAUCUGAGAAAGUGCCUUUGACCAUCAUAUCCGGAUUCCUUGGAGCAGGCAAAUCAACUCUGCUCAAACGGAUCCUGACUGAGCAUCAUGGAUUUCGCAUCGCGGUAAUCAUGAACGAGUUUGGAGACACGGCGGAUAUCGAAGCGAAGACGAUCAACGUUUCAUCAGAAGAGGGCGCAGAAUCUGAAGAAUUCCUCGAGUUGGCCAAUGGAUGUCUAUGCUGCAGUAUCAAGGACACUGGCAUUGCGGCUAUCGAGAAACUGAUGCAACGGAAGGGUGGUUUCGACCACAUUCUUCUAGAAACUACGGGACUAGCCGAUCCAGGGCCCAUCGCGUCUUUAUUUUGGCACAACGAGGAAUUUGCAACCGGUCUCGGUAAAAGCAUCGCUCUGGAUGGUGUUAUCUGCGUUGUGGAUGCUGUUUUUGGAAAACAACAAAUGGCUGAGGACCACAGCUCUGAAACAGUGGGCGAAAGUGUUAGGCAAAUUGCAUGUGCAGACGUCUUGAUCCUCAACAAAAUCGACCUCGCCACUGUUGAAUUGGUCAAAGAGACGACAGCGUUGAUGCGCGCCGUCAACCCGGUUGCCCCGAUCUAUUUGACCGAAAAGGCCCAGAUCGACGUCGGGAAAAUACUGGGGCUGAAGGCAUAUGCCAGUGCGCCUGCAUUUGCGAGCACUCAAUACGACAGCAAGCACGACCACGGGCAUGAUCCUGGACACGAUCACGAGCAUGACCACAAAAGUCAACCCAACCACACAGCCACUCAUUAUGAACUGCGAGGAAUAUCGAGUCUGCUUGUUCCCGUGCCUAUUCUCACAACCGCACGCCUUGCUGCACUGGAUAAAUGGAUUCAAUCCGUGCUCUGGGACCAGCAUCUUCCGGAAUCGGGAUCAGACUCCAACGAGCUUCUUGUCCUGCGAUGUAAAGGACUAUUCUUGGUAGAAUCCGGGGCCCAAUUCGUGCUUCAGGGUGUUAGGAACAUGUACGAUCUCACCGAGAGUAGCUCACGAGACGCAGUUGGUGUUCCAGACCAGGGCAAGUUGGUCCUUAUCGGUAGUGGACUGACCGACGCGGUUAGAGCCAGUCUGGAACUUGUUGUAGGAACCUGACAAUCAUUGGCAUCCUGAAUACUGUAGCAGAUGUAUCGUAUGUAAUACAAAGCUUAUCCUCUUCCGGAGUCGUACUCUCUCUUCUCAAGACACUUCCAUUAGCUAAUGGCGCUGUCGUCCUACAAGCUAUCCAUUCUUA